Lodderomyces elongisporus is the source of this 3273-nucleotide messenger RNA. RefSeq lists its product as uncharacterized. The transcript has a single exon. Bases 1 to 3273 code for a protein of 1090 amino acids. Gene Ontology annotation, cellular component: nucleus; cytoplasm. Lineage: Eukaryota; Fungi; Ascomycota; Pichiomycetes; Serinales; Debaryomycetaceae. Gene Ontology annotation, molecular function: nuclear import signal receptor activity. The record is from RefSeq and is a predicted model, not a curated record. Gene Ontology annotation, biological process: protein import into nucleus.
AUGAGCGUUCUUCCAGCUGAGGUUCAUGCAACUUUGACCAAUUUAUUGCACAGUCUUCUUUCUGACAACGUUUCAAGAAACGAAGCUGAAAAAUCGCUUGAACUGGAUUGGUCAAGUAAGCAAAAUGUCGAACUAUUACUUGUUUUCUUAGCAGAACAAGCGGGUCAGGGAGAAACCGAUACCAUUAAGGCAUUUUCAGCGGUUUUAUUCCGAAGAAUUGCCAUCAAAUCACCCAAAGAGCUCACGAGCGUUACCGAUAGAACUAUUGGUGUUAUUAGUGAUCCAGCAAAAGCUCAAAUUAGAACACUUUUGCUCCAAGGGUUUAGCUCGCCCCAGUCCAAUCCUGUGAGGCACAAACUCUCGGAUGCGAUUUCGGAAGUGUCAAAGGAAGAUUGCUCGCCACCAGGCAGUUGGAACGAGUUGAUUCCUGCUUUGUUUGCAGCAUCCAAAAACCCAGACCCAAGUUUCCGAGAGUCUGCGUUUAGAGUAUUCUCCGCAACUCCAGAAUUAGUUGACCAUUCGUAUUUGAACGAAGUGUUGCCAAUUUACAAUGCUGGAUUUGAAGAUGAAAGCGAUGAUGUGCGUAUUGCGGCGUGUGCGGCAUUUGUUGCAUUUUUCAAAGAAUUGCCCAAGAAAGCAUGGCCCAGCUUGUCCCCAUUAUUGCCCAACUUGUUGAAUUCUCUUCCAAGAUUUUUGCAAAACGGACAAGACACGGCGUUGGCCUCUGUAUUGGAGUCCUUGAUUGACUUGGUCGAGUUGGCACCGAAAAUGUUCAAGGAUAUGUUCCCCACAAUUAUUGAUUUCUGUGCCGCUGUAUCCAAAAACAAUGAAUUAGAAUCGGCUACCAGAAUGGCUUCAUUGGAAUUGCUCACUACUUUUUCAGAGGUGGCGCCAGCUAUGUGUAAACGUACACCUUCUUACACGGAGCAAAUCGUCCUCAUUACUUUGUCGAUGCUCACUGAGGUUUGUAUUGACGAUGACGAUGCCGCUGAGUGGAACAACAAUGAUGAUACUGAGGAUGACGAUGAAGAGCCAGAGUACGAUGCUGCUAGACAAGCAUUGGAUCGUGUCAGUUUGAGACUCUCUGGCCAGUCCAUGGCAGCACCAUUAUUUCAGUAUUUGCCAUCUAUGAUUCAGUCGCAAAAUUGGAGGGAGCGUCAAGCAGCAUUAAUGGCCUUGUCCUCGGCUGCAGAAGGAUGCUCCGAUGUGUUGACUUCUGAAAUACCCAAACUCUUGGAUAUGGUCUUGCCCACUAUCAAUGAUGAGAAUUCUAGAGUUGAGUAUGCAUGUUGUAAUGCCUUGGGUCAAAUGUCCACAGAUUUUGCUGACAUUAUUCAAAGAACUUCAGGUGACAGAAUAUUACCAGCAUUGAUCUCCAAAUUGACAAACAAAUCAGUGCCAAGAGUGCAAGCACAUGCUGCAGCUGCAUUGGUAAAUUUUUCUGAGGCCGCAUCUAAGGAGAUCUUGGAACCUUAUUUAGAUGAUCUUUUGAACAAUCUAUUAGGUUUAUUGCAAUCUCCAAAGAGGUAUGUGCAAGAGCAAGUCUUGACCACUAUUGCCAUAAUCGCAGAUGCUGCUCAAAAAACAUUUGUCAAGUACUACGAUACCUUGAUGCCACUCUUAACCAAUGUCUUGCAAACUGAUAUGGGUGACGAGAAUAGACUACUCAAGGGAAAAUGUAUUGAGUGCUCUACAUUAAUUGCAUUGGCUGUGGGUAAAGAAAAGUUUGAGCCUCAUAGUCAUGGUCUUAUUCAGCUUUUUGGACACUUGCAACAAACUGCGACACAAGACGAUGAUCCAGUGAAACAGUAUUUGGAGCAGGCUUGGGGUAGAAUAUCUAGGAUUUUGGGUAAGGACUUUUUGCCUUAUAUCCCUUCCGUUUUACCACCUUUAAUGGUUACAGCUAAAGCAUCGCAGGACAUUUCGUUGCUUGAAGAAGAUGAGGCUGAGGAAUAUAGCAAUAAUGAAGAAUGGGAAGUUAUGAACUUGUCGGGCAAGUGGAUUGCAGUGCACACUGCUGCAUUAGAUGACAAAGUUACGGCUAUGGAUUUACUUCGAACCUAUGCUAUCCAGCUUAAGGGUGAUUUCUUUCCUUGGGUGAAGGAGAUUGCGGAGGACAUUGCGUUGCCUGGCUUGGACUUUUAUUUGCAUGAUGGGGUUAGAGGCUCUGCUGCAUUGACGCUAGCUUCUUUGUUGAGAUGUGUUGUUCUUGCAAAAGGUAACGAUUCCCAAGAUGCGCAUCUUCUUUGGUCAAAGAUUUGCGAUAAACUCACUGAAGUUUUAAAAUCAGAGCCUGUUCCAGAGUUACUCGUUGCUUACUACACGGCUUUAGUUGAGUGUAUAAACUCGUUGGCGGCGAACUCUAUAUCUUCCCACCAAUUACAGGAACUAAGCACCACUAUAAAUACAAAUAUGGUUGAGAUUAACGAGCGUAUCAAGGCCAGAGAUAAUGAAGACGAUGAAUACACAGAAGAUGUUGAGGAAGACGAAGAAGAGUACACCGAUGAGGAAUUGUUGGACGAGAUCAACAAAGCCAUUUCUGCCAUCUUUAAGAAUGCAAAAGCCAGCGCAUUGGAAAAUUUUCAAGGCUUGAUUCCAACUGUCACUACAUUUAUCAACGACGAAAACUCAAGUUUGAAGUUGUGUGGGUUAUGCAUUGUAUGUGACCUUUUGGAGCAUGGUGGUCCUAAUUCAGCCGUUUUCCAAGAUUCAUUCUUGGGUGUUUUGAGUAGCUCUUUGGCUUCUCCCCAUGCUGGCGUACGUCAAGCAGGCGCAUACGCUGUGGGUGUUGCAGCUCAGUUUGGUGGCGACAACUACGGUAACUUUUGCGUCAGCUGCUUGGAACUCAUGUUCAAGAUGUCGAGUGUUCCCGAUGCACGCGCUGACGAGAAUGUACAUGCUACCGAAAAUUCCAUAUCGGCAAUUGCCAAAGUACUUCAUAGAUACUCAACCAUGAUUCCUAAUAUUGACACAUUGCUUAACCAAUGGAUCAAUUUGUUACCGGUUGUACAGGAUGAAAGCGCUGCGCCAUUUGCUUAUGUCUUUCUCUCGGAGUUGAUGGACAAUAAUCAUAGCGUUAUUCAACAAAAUGUGCCAAAGGUGGUUGAUUCGGUGAUUCAAGCCUUGGCUCAUGCGGCAAUCUCGGGAAAUACCGCAAACAAAAUUGUGGCUUCUACAAGGCGGUUGUUGGGCUCUAUCCCUCACGAAGAAGCAGUUGCAUUGCUUCUGAAGAAUCCUUCAAACAUGGACGUUGUCAACAAAUUCUUUAGCUAG